Messenger RNA from Oreochromis niloticus (Nile tilapia), 987 nucleotides. RefSeq names its product trace amine-associated receptor 13c-like. Gene Ontology annotation, molecular function: trace-amine receptor activity. Lineage: Eukaryota; Metazoa; Chordata; Actinopteri; Cichliformes; Cichlidae. The transcript is spliced from 2 exons. Gene Ontology annotation, cellular component: membrane. The record is from RefSeq and is a predicted model, not a curated record. Gene Ontology annotation, biological process: G protein-coupled receptor signaling pathway. Bases 1 to 987 code for a protein of 328 amino acids.
AUGGAGAUACAGAAAGGAGCCGAGCUUUGUUUUCAACAACUACUCAACAAUUCCUGCAGGAAGCUGACACUUCACUGGUCCAAGGCUGUGCUUCUGUACAUUGUGCUGUUCUCCAUCUCUCUGAUCACUGUUGCUCUGAACCUCCUGGUCAUCAUCUCAGUCUCCCACUUCAGGCAGCUUCACACACCCACUAACAUCCUGCUUCUCUCUCUGGCUGUCUCAGACUUUCUUGUUGGCCUCCUGUUGAUACCUUUAGAAAUCCUUAGAAGCACAACCUGCUGGGUAUUUGGUGAUGUUAUAUGUUCUGUUUAUUGGUAUCUGACUAGCAACAUUACCUGUGCUUCAACAGGAAUCAUAGUUCUAAUAUCAGUUGACCGCUAUGUAGCUAUUUGUGACCCUCUGCAUUACCCCACUAGAAUGACUGUGGCGAGGGUGAAACUCAGUGUUUGUCUGUGUUGGUUUUAUGCUAUUUUCUACGUCACUCUUUACCUAAAAGAUUUCCUGAUUAAACCAGGCAGUUAUAAUUCCUGCUAUGGAGAGUGUGUCCUUGUCAUCAAUGAUACUGCAGGAACUGCUGACCUUGUUUUAUCCUUUUUUGUUCCCAUCAUUGUUAUCACAGUUCUGUAUAUGAGAGUAUUUGUGGUGGCUGUGUCUCAGGCUCGUGCCAUGCGCUCAUAUGUUACAGCUGUCACACUUCAGCGUUCACUGAAUCAAACAAACAAAUCUGAGUUGAAAGCAGCCAGGACUCUGGGUGUUCUAGUUGUUGUGUUUCUUGCAAGCUACUGUCCGUUUUACUGUUAUACCCUUGUUGAAGAAAAUGUGGUCAGUGAUUCAUCUGCAUUUUUUGUGGUCAUUGCCUUUUAUUUUAACUCUUUUCUAAACCCAAUGAUCUAUGCCUUCUUUUAUCCUUGGUUUAGAAAGUCAGUUAAACUUAUCAUCACUCUGCAGAUCUUUAAGCGUCACAGCAGUGAUUCUAACAUAUUAUAA